This is a messenger RNA of Colletotrichum fioriniae, 360 nucleotides long. The record is from RefSeq and is a predicted model, not a curated record. NCBI's taxonomy places the organism in Eukaryota, Fungi, Ascomycota, Sordariomycetes, Glomerellales, Glomerellaceae.
AUGGAUCCGCCGCAUAUCACCGAGUUCGCUUCCGAGCGCUACUUCAGCAAACUCAAUCAGCUCAAUGAGUCCCCUGCGACCCGCGAAGCCCAGCAGCUUCACCAAUUACGCCAUCCUCAGACGCCAUCCUCUCAACCGUAUCCCUCCCCGCCGGUAUCAUCUCAGUCUACCUCUACCUUUAUCCUACCAUUACGAACGUCGAAGUCAAACGAAGGCAAUACCGAGACUCCCCGACCUUCAGACCAGAAGCGUACUGAGAAGAGUCGACUCUUCAGCCUGAGAUCCAAGGUCUCGAUCCUCCAAAACAAGUCAACAUCUCAGAGUUUCGAGAUCCUGGCACGCUAUUGUGACAUUAAAUGA